AUGGAGCCUCCUGUGAAAAAAGGUAAUAACCAUGGUAGUAUAUCAACAAUAGAUGGUAGUUGUUAUACAAAUUUUCCGCUUAGUUUACCAAUUACAAUUAUGCCAUCUUCUGUAAAUCAAACAGAAUUAUCGAAUAUUAAUGAUAACAACAAUAACAACAACAGUAACAGUAAAUAUUCAAGAUCAAUGGAUGAAAAAUUUCAAUUCUUAGCUAACGCUGCAGCGGCUGCUUCUUCUUCUACAGUUACAUCUGCCAACCAGAUGCGUUCAAAUAAUAAUUCGGAUGUAAAUAUUAAGGAACAAAACAAUCAUCAUCAAAUGAUACCGACAAAUCAUAAUAGCCAUAGUACAUUACCGACACAAUCGAAAUCAAACCCAACAACAUCAUCAUCAUCAUCAUCAUCAUUAACGACAAUGAAAAAACAACGCAGAAGGCGUACAGCAUUCACACAAGCACAAUUGAAUUUUCUAGAGAAACGUUUCCUUGAACAAAAAUAUUUGACCGUUGCUGAUCGUGGUCAAGUAGCUGAUCAAUUGAAUCUAUCGGAAACACAAAUAAAAACUUGGUAUCAAAAUCGAAGAACCAAAUGGAAACGACAAAAUAAUGUUAAAUUGGAUGAAUUACGUUAUAAUGGACCGAAAAAUUCAAAUUCAAAAAAUCAUCAAGCAGAUUCAAUUAACAUUAUCAAUAAUAACAAUGUUUCAGCAAAUGAUCAACAAAAACAUCAACAACAAACAAAUGAAUCAAUUCUAAUCGAUCCGGUUAAUUUAUUUAAUACAAAUUUCAAAGUACCUGCUUUGCAUUCUGAUAAUACAGAUUCGUCGUCAUCAUCAUCAUCAUCAUCGCCAUCACCAUCGCCAUCACAAUCACCAACAACAUCAUCAUCAACAUCAUCAGAACAGCCACAACCAGCAACAUUAUCAUCACGAUAUUUACAGCCAUUUUUUAAUGCAUCAUUCAUUACAACAACAACAACAACAACAAAAAUCAUUAUCACCAAAAAUGUCUCCCAUAAUUUUACCCCAUCAUCAUCAUCAUCAUCAUCAUCAUCAACAACAAAUGUAUGGUCAAACGAAUUUGAUGAUUGA
Molecule: messenger RNA, 1089 nt
Organism: Dermatophagoides pteronyssinus (European house dust mite)
Lineage: Eukaryota; Metazoa; Arthropoda; Arachnida; Sarcoptiformes; Pyroglyphidae
Biological process (GO): regulation of DNA-templated transcription
Molecular function (GO): DNA binding; DNA-binding transcription factor activity, RNA polymerase II-specific
Source: RefSeq, a predicted model, not a curated record